Molecule: messenger RNA, 1974 nt
Organism: Triticum aestivum (bread wheat)
Lineage: Eukaryota; Viridiplantae; Streptophyta; Magnoliopsida; Poales; Poaceae
Product: protein DETOXIFICATION 21
Exons: 8
Coding region: 129-1634 (501 amino acids)
Biological process (GO): xenobiotic detoxification by transmembrane export across the plasma membrane
Cellular component (GO): membrane
Molecular function (GO): xenobiotic transmembrane transporter activity; antiporter activity
Source: RefSeq, a predicted model, not a curated record
ACGCGCUCCUGUGUGUGUGUGUGCGCGUGUGUUUGUCAGUCACCACACCACCACUGAUCCGCAUCUUAACCAGAUUCUCUCCGGGGCCAGAUUCUAAGCUAACCAGGAGCGACCUGCCGCCUUCAUCCAUGGAGAAGAGGGAGGAGGAGGAGAGCAAGGUCCCGCUGCUGGAGCCCUGCAGCAGGGAGGCGGCGGCGGCGGAGCACGAUGUGAAUGUGAGCGGCGGCGGCCUGGGGCGGCGGCUGUUGGGGGAGAACCGGAGGCUGUGGGCGGUGGCGGGGCCGUCCAUCUGCACGCGCUUCUCCACCUUCGGGAUCGCCGUCAUCAGCCAGGCCUUCAUCGGCCACAUCGGCGCCACCCAGCUCGCCGCCUACGCCCUCGUCUCCACCGUCCUCAUGCGCUUCAGCAACGGCAUACUGCUGGGCAUGGCGAGCGCGCUGGAGACUCUGUGCGGGCAGUCGUACGGGGCGAAGCAGUACCACAUGAUGGGCAUCUCCCUGCAGCGCUCCUGGAUCAUCCUGACCGGCUGCGCCGUGCUCAUGCUCCCCAUCUUCGUCUUCACCGAGCCUCUCCUCGUCUUCAUCGGCCAGGACCCGACCAUCAGCGCCGUCGCCGGGACCAUCUCGCUCUGGUACAUCCCCGUCAUGUUCGCGUGCGUCUUCAGCUUCACGCUCCAGAUGUACCUGCAGGCGCAGAGCAAGAACAUGAUCAUCACCUACCUUGCGUUUGUCUCCCUCGGCGUCCAUCUCUUCCUGUCAUGGCUCUUGACCGUCCGGCUGAACCUUGGACUCGACGGGAUCAUGACCUCCAUGGUCAUCGCCAUGUGGAUUCCUGUGUUUGGGCAGCUCAUCUUCGUCUUCUGCGGUGGCUGCCCUCUCACAUGGACCGGGUUCUCCUCCGUGGCACUCACGGACCUCGUUCCUGUCCUCAGGCUCUCGCUAUCCUCUGGUGUGAUGCUCUGUUUGGAAUUGUGGUACAACACCAUACUGGUGCUCCUAACCGGGUACAUGAGGAAUGCAGAGGUUGCACUUGACGCUCUUUCAAUAUGUCUUAACAUCAACGGUUGGGAGAUGAUGAUUUCUAUUGGCUUUUUGUCUGCAAUAGGAGUGCGCGUUGCAAAUGAGCUCGGAGCUGGAAGUGCAAGAAGGGCCAAGUUCGCCAUCAUAAAUGUCGUCGCCACUUCUUUCUCAAUAGGCCUUGUGUUCUUCAUAUUUUUCCUCUUCUUCCGCGGAAAGCUUUCCUACAUAUUUACCACCAGUGAAGAGGUAGCUGCCGCAGUUGCAAGCCUGUCGCCUCUUCUAGCCUUCUCCAUCUUGUUGAACAGUGUUCAACCAGUGCUAUCAGGUGUUGCUAUCGGUGCGGGUUGGCAGAGUAUAGUUGCCUAUGUUAACAUCACAACAUAUUACUUGAUUGGUAUCCCUGUUGGAGCAAUCCUUGGUUAUGUUUUUGGAUAUCAUGUGAAGGGCGUUUGGGUUGGCAUGCUGCUCGGAACACUGAUCCAAACAAUUGUACUUGUGUUCAUUACAAUUAGGACUGACUGGGAUAAACAGGUAGAGGUUACUCAGGAGAGAUUGAAGAGAUGGUACAUCACGGAUGGGAACAAAGGGAAGCCAGAUUCAAGGGGAAGUCCAUGAGACUAAUAAUCUAGCACAUGUAAUGAAUCGCCAUGAGAUAGAGGAACUUGUAUAUCCGGCUUGAUCAGAGUUUGCAGUUGAAGAAUGAACGGAUGGAGCAAUAGUAGGCGUAGGCGCGUUGAAGGUUGUUCCUCAAGAUCGAGCAGAUGAUGACAGUGAUGCAAGCUCCAUUAGAGAAGGAAAAACAUGUCACUCAAGAAGGGACACUUGAUCUAACCACUGCCUCAGCAUGUAAAAUAUGCCCUGGACUGCUAUGAGCUAGCUGGUGGCACAAGUGUUGUUUGCAUGCUGAAAGAUUUUGGUUGUGAUUAGCAAACAUGGUGUUUGUAUAUGAACUGCA